UUACACUUGGCACAAUGCAGUCAGGCAAGUACAGUUCUCCUGGAACUGCCAAACCCAGACACAUCCAUUGGAUUGCCAGACAGAGAAGCAUGAUUCAUCACUCCAGAGAACACAUCUCCACUGCUCUAGAGAUCAGUGACUGCAUGGAGUUGCUAUUGUUCCAAGCUGUUUCCACUUUGUUAUAAUACCACUAACAGUUGACCGUGGAAACUUCUUAGCAGCAAGGAAAUUUCACGGAUGGACUUAUUGCACAGGUGGCAACCUCUCACAGUACCACACUUGAAUUCACAGAGCUCCUGAGAGUGACCCAUUCUUUCUCAAAUGUUUGUAGAAGCAGUCUGAAUGCCUAG
This is a messenger RNA of Staurois parvus, 350 nucleotides long. The record is from the annotation of a GenBank genome assembly. NCBI's taxonomy places the organism in Eukaryota, Metazoa, Chordata, Amphibia, Anura, Ranidae.